UUACAAUGUUUUCAUAAGAGAGAGAAAAGAAGAAAUCAAAUAUAUGGCUUCUCAUGAUUUCUCCUUCAUCUUCUACAUAACUCUGUUUCUUCUAUUCCAUGGAAAUAUUAAUGCUACUUAUGACCAGGUGGUAAGUCCUGGAUUCUCGUACAGCGGCACCAACGACGGUCCGGGCAAAUGGGGAAAUAUAAACCCGGCUUAUGUUAAAUGUCGGACCGGAAAAACACAAUCGCCGGUUGAUAUUGUCGUCAAUCAAGCAGUUAUUAACAAGUCCUUGACCUCGUUAUCAACGGACUACUUCCCUGUCAACGCUACUCUUAUCAACCAUAAAUUCAUUAUCGAGUUGCGUUUGGGAAAUGCUGGGAAGUUCAAUUUAAAUGGCAAAGACUAUACCUUGACACAAAUGCAUUGGCAUACCCCUUCUGAACACAGAAUCAAUGGAGUCCAAUAUGGUGCAGAGGCCCAUAUGGUCCAUGUAGCUGCCGACGGAAGUAGGGCGGUUAUCGGAAUCUUAUACAAGAUCGGAAAAGCCGAUCCCCUCGUCGCUAGGAUGCAAAAUAAAUUGGUUGAACUCGCGAAUGAACAAGGCGGAGAUAUUGGCGUUGGGAAAUUCAACACCAAGAAAUUAGGAAGGAAGACUCGCAAAUACUAUCGUUACGUCGGUUCACUUACUACUCCUCCGUGUAUCGAAGAUAUUAAUUGGACUAUUCUCGGCAAGGUAAGAUCAAUUUCUAAAGAGCAGAUAAAUCUUUUGGAGGCACCAUUGGAAACAACAUGCAAGACCAAUUGCAGGCCGCUGCAGCCACUCAACUCGCGACAUGUCGAAAUGUACGAUGAAUUGGUUUGAAUUAAAAAAAAAAAUCUAAGUCAAUUAAGUUGAAUAUAAGUAUGAAACAUAAUGUAUUAUGGGUUGUGAAAAAUAAAUAAUAAUAAUAUGUUACUUCUAA
Messenger RNA from Impatiens glandulifera, 947 nucleotides. Its product is annotated as alpha carbonic anhydrase 1, chloroplastic-like. The record is from RefSeq and is a predicted model, not a curated record. NCBI's taxonomy places the organism in Eukaryota, Viridiplantae, Streptophyta, Magnoliopsida, Ericales, Balsaminaceae. Gene Ontology annotation, molecular function: zinc ion binding; carbonate dehydratase activity. The transcript has 6 exons. The coding region runs from base 44 to 847 and encodes 267 amino acids.